GAGGCAAAACGAAGGGCUUUGGAGUCCAAGCAUCGGAUUCGCGUUCCUGCACCGGCUAUGGCUGACUGGAAACCCUCAUUCUUCCUGGACAAGGAAAUGGAGUUGUGCUACGGUCAGAAUAGACGGGCAGAAAGAGGAGAAACAGGAGAGAGUGGUGCAGUAGCACGGAGUCAGAUGAUAGAGGAUCACAAGAAGGGAAAGAAAGUGACAGCCGUCGGUGUACCCCAAGCUCGCGGCGAUAUUCAGCAGCUGCGCGGUGGCCAUAGCCUUAGCCAUAGCCAUGGUUGGCCUGGUGCGAGGCAGGCAGCUGUUUGGAUAGAAAGCAGACCUACUGCUCCGGGAGAUGUUUCCAGCAAAACUCCCAAGGAUCCAGAUCCACUUGCUGAAAAGCUCCCACUGAUGCCCAGCAAACGAGGUGCUGCAAAUCAGUCAAAAGAUCAAUUGGGCGAGGACAGACACGAAGACGAAGCCACACUUUUCCAAAGAUGGAUGAAUGGUGGGAUAACGGCUGAGCAGAUGGACAGCCUUUCUACAGAGGGUAGACGCCAAAAGCUCGUUGCAAUCGGUGAGAUGCUGCAGCGGAUGGCCACUGCAGGGGAGAGUGGGAACGGGAACGUGCCCGGGACAUCGACGGGGGCUAUUGCCACCUGCAGCGGGUCUGUGCCUGUGACGGCGGUGAGGGCUAAUGGAGACCACACUCCUGUUGAGAAUCCAAGGAAAGUGGUAGCUUCAGCUCAAUCUGUCAGGGAGAGAGAAACACAAAAUGCAGCGAAGUAUCAUCAGAGGAGAGAGGGUUUACCACCAGUCCAUUAUCAGGCUGCUGGUCAGUCUUCACAGCACUAUGCGAGGAGAGAAGGAUGGAUAAAGAUGAGUCUUGCUGGAGUCCGAGGAGGAGGAGGAGGGGGAGGUAGUGUGAAAGGAACAAGAUCAAACGGAGUGUUAAGUGCACGAUCGACCACAGAGACGGAAAGAACGGUCAGGGAUGCGGGAGAAGCAGCAAGAGCAAACCAGUCGCACGUGAACCGUGCUGGUAGUACAGCGCAGGGUGGCGUCAGAGGGAAGGAGGCUAGAGUUGCAAGCGUGAGAAACCAAAGUCGGAGUGUCCGUGAUCGUCAAUCAGAUACUCGAGAGGCGCAGGCACCCAUCCAGCUGAAGGGAAUCCACGUAUCAAAGCGACAAGGACAGACUCAGGGAGAGGAGGGGCAGAUAAAGGGGAAGAUGCAGGGGGACGUGAAGGGGCAGAUGGAGGGGCAGGUGGAGGGGCACUCGAUCCAGCCUCCAGCAAGUGAAACAUGGGACAUUGGAACCGUAGCGUGGGACUGUGUAGACACGGGAAGAGAGGAAAGGCAACAUGUUGAAUCAGAAAUCAGCGGCCAAAGAAUGAACACGAUCAGAUCAGGAGAAGAUGUUCCAGAGCGACAAAAAAGGGGAUGGUCUACCGUGACAGCUGACCUAGAGAGCACUCCUGCAGGGGGGAGCAAUGUGCCGGUGCACCAUACAAGCCAAAGCCAGGAACGCGAGGAUGAUGGGACAUUGCCUCCACAACCAGAUCCAAGGAGCACCAAAGGGGAGAAAAUGGCGGUAACCUUUAAUCCCUCAGUUCCUCAGGAUUUGCGAAAAUGUUUGGAUCAGCAGCAGGAGUUGCGUGAAGACCUUCUAGAAUUCAAGCAACAAACCACUGCAAUCCUGUCCUCCUUGCAGUCCAACAUAGAAAAGCUCCUUCAGAUAAGGACAGCUGGCACUGUAACUGAGGUUCAGUCUGGGCAUGCGGAUUGCAGCCACUCACCAUCAGCAGGAGCAUCACCGAGCCCUCGUCUCUCUUCACCGGAUUGUGGUGAGCUAGAGGAUGAGAUGGAGGUGCCUUCCUAUGCUGGGUUUCGGUCAAGUGCAGGGGCUUCUCCACAGGUUGAAGAUUGGUUGGAAGGUUAUCGGGAGAAAUUUCCUUUGGAAAGAAUUCGUACCACCAAAGGCACGAUUGCCCCUCAGGCGACUUCUCUGAAAGCCACCAUGUCAUCAACUGAGACCCAGUGCCCCCAGAGACAACAACAGCUCUCAUCGGUCUCUUGCCAUCCAUCCCAGUCAUCCAACAACUUCAAUGAAGAUGCAAGGCCUUUGAUGGCCACUGCUUUCCCGAGCUCAUUUCCGCAGGCACACCAUAGCUGCAGUCACAUCAACAACAUCGGCGAUUCAUGUAGCGAUGGUCACCGUCAUCUUCACGCCAAUCUCCCCUCACAUCUUUCACAUCCGGGUUCCAGUUUGCGUCCGGUUGCCUCUCGAAUUUCAGGUCAUGCCCCUGCUUCUUCUGAUCCUGGUCCUGGUUCAGAUCCCGGUGCUGGUCCUAACGGGAUUCCGCCACGGCACUCAGGAACCUGCAGGCAUCAUCGUCACCCGUUGUCACGAGCAAUCCGUUGUUCACACAACGACAAUCAAAUGGUAACGACUCCGCCAAAGUAUUUGAACCCUGAUUUGUCGACAGGUGGGCUGACAGGUAGCGGCGACAAGCUGGCAUUCUUUUCGAGGGUCGAAAAUGAACCGUCUGCCCUGCGAACUGCUCAGCAGCAGCACUCAUCCAGUGCGGCUGUAGCGACCCAUCCCCACACUGCCACUCUCAGACCACUGAGAGUGAGGAGACAGGAAAGCGAUUUCCAAUACAGCAAUGGAGUGGAGCGCCCAUCCGUUCCCGAAGAGACCGAGAAGGCUGGGCGAAGCCUUGGCAGGGGAGAAACAGGGCAAGGCGGUGCAGACCCCCACCAUCUUGACAAGUCUAACCACUCUUCUCGCAGCACCGGCUCGUUGGGAAGACAUGUGUCUGCCGGUUGGGGUCCUGUGGGCAACGAUGGCCAUGGAGGAGGAGCUGCUGUGCAUUCCAAUGGGCAGGUGGUGGUGGAGAGAACAACAAGAGGUUGCAGAUGUCCCAACUAUUUGAGGCCAAAUGCGGGCGGAGGUGGGCGGGUUCAUCUACAUAGUGUUGAAGCUGCAGUUCGCAUUGGAGGCGGUAAGCAUGGAGAAGGUGGAGAUAGGGAAUCUGCCUGUGUGGGCGAGUUUGGCCGGCCGAAGAGCACCAGUAGAGAUUACUAUCCAGCAGUGGUGGAUAACCGUGACAGAGUUGCACCGAGCGGCAGUAAGGGAAGAACAGAUGGCGGGCGGUUGCUGGUGAGUGCGCCUGCAGGGGUCGCCCGGGACGAAACUCUUAGUGUGGUGCCAUUGAGAAGAGUGGACCCUCGGCUACCCAUGGGUGAGCAUGAACGUGAGGGCUAUAUGAUUCCACCAAGUUCGAAGGGAACUGCCCCCUUGGCUGUGAACAGGAUCACCCGAGGGCCAGGAGGCUUGCCUCAUCAUCAUCAUCAUCAUCAUCAUCAUUACCCUGGUCGUACACCCGUCGACCUCAGCGGAGACUGGCAGGGUCAGGCAGCAUCAAGGCAACCAUGUGGCGGUGGUCCAUCUAUGCCUGCAGAUCAGCAGAGGGUGAAGGUCAUGCCUUGCCCAUCUCAUCCGCUGUUUAGGAAAGAGACGGGACAGGGGGGCGAACACGGCAAAACCCUCUUCUAAACGAGGCAAUUUCUCUCUUUGCCCGUAUCAACCGAAGAGCAUUAUAAGGUUCAGUUUGAUGGCAAGCAUGGAUGGAGGCUGGUUAGAAAAUUUCAGAGAAAAGAAAGCUUGGAAACAGAUGAGUUUCCAAUGUUUCAUUCAAGUCCGGCGCUUAUCCUAGAAAUUGGACCUAUUUGGCCUCCAAAUUUCCAAAAGGUAUUGAAUCUAUUGAUGUGGUAGCUUAAAUCCUUGGGAAGGUUGGACCAGAUGGCUUCCAAUGUCUGCAAAGAAAGGUUGGAACAGGAGUUGGAUUCAAACUUCAAAGAAAGGUCAAGGUUGGAACAGGAGAUGGGUUCAAACUUCAAAAAAAGGUUAAGGUUGGAACAGAAAAUGGGUUCAAAGAAAGGUUGGAACAGAUGGGUUGCAAAUUGCAAUGUAUUGGAAGGCUCAAUUUGAUGAAAAGCAGAGGAACAGGUAGCUUCAACGAAAGGUUGGAAUGUCAGAGAAAACAAGGUGGCUUCAAAACCACAGAGUAUCCCUAGUUAGGGGAGAGAGAGAGAGAGAGAGGAGAAAAGACACACAGUCUGCAGAUCUUUGAAAUAGAUUGCUUGUUCCUUGUCGAGCUGAGGUUUGGAAGAAGGACGACCUCAGGUUGGAGAGGGGACAACCAUGAACGGAUGGAUGCGCAUGCGAGAGGUAUAUCCGUCCAUUCAUCUUUUGUUUUCUUGCAUUUGCGUUCUCCUCUCUUUUUUAUCUCUUACCUACCUUAGGCUUUAUUUUCUAUUCUGACUCUAGGGAACUAUGCGGUUCCCUACAAUCAACUGUGAGGUUCGUC
This is a messenger RNA of Chara braunii, 4363 nucleotides long. The record is from the annotation of a GenBank genome assembly. NCBI's taxonomy places the organism in Eukaryota, Viridiplantae, Streptophyta, Charophyceae, Charales, Characeae.